CCGGGACUGUGGCGGUGCAAUGGCGGCGCCCUUGCUGCGCUGCAGCGGCCCAGGAAGACGUUGGGCUCUAACGUGGAUUGAUGGAGGUUCUUGCCACGGGAGAGGAUCUCCGACUGGGCCCACGUCCAGCUGGAGGAAGAGACAGAGUUCAGUGGCUCAGCAGCUUCUCCACAGUGCUCACAAGCCGAGAAAAGGUGAACACAAAUGGGCAGCUGUGGUAGGACUAGAAAUUCAUGCCCAAAUUUCUUCCAACUCCAAACUCUUCUCAGGAUCUCAAGUGUGCUUUGCAGCUCCUCCAAAUUCUUUGGUUUCUUUUUUUGAUGCUUCUCUGCCUGGAACUUUACCGGUUCUCAACAGGAGGUGCGUGGAAGCCGCAGUGAUGACGGGCCUGGCACUGAACUGCCGCAUCAACAAGAAGUCCUUGUUUGACAGGAAGCACUACUUCUAUGCCGACCUCCCUGCUGGCUACCAGAUUACCCAGCAGAGGCUCCCGAUCGCUGCCGAUGGAAACUUGACAUAUGGCGUCUAUGUUGGGAAGAGGCAGAGUCAGCUGGCCUCCAGGAUGGUGAGGAUCAAACAGAUCCAGCUGGAACAAGACAGUGGCAAAAGCCUCCAUGAUGACCUGAGAUCCCAGACGCUCAUUGACUUGAACAGGGCUGGAGUUGGCCUUCUGGAGGUGGUCCUGGAGCCUGACCUGAGCUGUGGAGAAGAGGCCGCCAUGGCUGUCAGGGAGCUACAGCUGAUCCUCCAAGCCCUGGGGACCAGCCAGGCAAUCAUGGCAGAGGGCCAGCUAAGAGUGGAUGCCAAUAUAUCCGUGCAUCACCCUGGGGAACCUCUGGGCAUUCGGACUGAAGUGAAGAAUCUUAACAGCAUCAGGUUCUUGGCCAGAGCCAUAGACUAUGAAAUUCAGAGGCAAAUUAGUGAACUUGAGAAUGGAGGUGAAAUUCUGAAUGAAACUCGCUCAUUUGAUUGCAAGUUGGGGUGCACUGUGCCAAUGAGAGAUAAAGAAGGAAAACAGGACUACAGAUUUAUGCCAGAGCCCAACCUGCCUCCUCUGGUCCUGUACGACACCACGUCUCUGCCUCCCGAAGGCGCAGACCCUCGGCAAGUGAUCGACAUCGACCAGAUCCGGGCCAUGCUCCCUGAGCUCCCCAGCGUGACCCGACAGCGGCUCGUCCAGCAGUACAGGAUGCGGCCAGAGCACAGCUUCACGCUGCUGAAUGAAGUUGGCCUACUGGAGUUCUUCCAGAAUGUGAUGAAAGAAACUAGGGCAGAGCCAAAAAUGGUGACUGGCUGGAUCCUCAACACCCUACUGGGCUAUUUAAAGCGCCAGAACCUCGCUGUCUGGGAGAGUCCUGUCACACCCUCAGCGCUGGCUGAGCUCCUCAACCUACUAGACAGUAAAGCAAUUUCUUCAUCAGCAGCUAAACAGGUGUUUGAGGAGCUGUGGAAGGGCGAGGGGAAGGGCGCAGCGCAGAUUGUGGCCGAACAGCAGCUGGAACUGAUGCAGGAUCAAGAGGCCCUGGAGCAACUGUGCCACGCCACCAUGGAGGGACAUCCGCAAGUGGUAAUGGACAUGAAGAAGGGAAACCCCAGAGCUAUAAACAAGCUGAUUGGCUUGGUCCGGAAAGCAACCUUAAAUCGGGCUGAUCCAACUGUGAUAAAGAAAAUAGUGGAGAAGCUGUCACCGUGAGCUGUGGCGACUCAUCGGAGACCUGCGACAGACGGCCAUGUGCUGCUACGGCAGAGUCACCGCCUCUGGCCAAGCCACCCUUCUGUGGGUAACAGCCCAGGAGUCUCCAUCCUCACAGACCCCGUCUGUGCCUUGGGAGAAGUCUGCACAGGAGACCCGCAGCCGCACCGCCUGCGGCUUGGACAGUAAAAUGCUUCUAUGAUGCUUGUCAUUGUUUUGGGAAACAUUGUGCUCCGCUGUGGAGUAACUUGAAAUGUGUAAUGAGCGGUCCGAGAAAAAUUAUCAUGCAAUUCCUUCUAAAAAUACUUGUGAGUUUCCUAAAGGCCAGGCAUGGUUCCAUAGCUGGGCAUGAACGGUGAUCGGGAGGCAGUAAUUUAGAUGUAGCAUAUUUAGAUGUAAAAUAGGUUAAUGAAGAUGAAAACACAGCAGCUAAAUUGGUGCAGUACAAACACAUUGUUCUGGGCGGUCUGGAGAGGAGGGGGAGGGAGGGGGGAGGUAUUACUGUUCGAAGGAGUCACCCAUGACAAGAGUAUCAGUGAUACUAUCCAACCAACUCCCUAAGGCUCCUGAGAAAUGAAUUCAAAAGGCAUUUCACAUUUUCAGAUAAAUUUAAUGAAUAAAAUAUAUACUAUAAAGAAAUGGAUUCAAAAGACAAUACAAGUUUUCAGGUAAAUUUAAUGAAUAAAAUAUAUAUUGAAAUAUCAGAUAAAAAUGCACUUAGACUUCAAAGAUUGUAUAGUUAACAAUCCCCUCCCCAACCCUUAGGCCAAAAAAAAAGAUAAAAUAAAUGUAACUUGAAAAUGAUCUGUUUUGCCUGCAAAGAAUAAGAUUAUAACCUAGUAAGUCCAAAUCUUCACCUCAGAAAUCGAGGUGCAGCCCACAGUGUUGUGAGGAAGGCUAGAUUCCCAAGACGCACUUCCCUGCCGACUUGCGUGGUGCGUGGACACUGUUCCGAGGACCAGCUUUACGGAAGCUGGGUUGGUUUUUGUUUCGUUAAGUAUUUGUCAAACUGUGACAUGAACAAAGGAACAGCAUCCUUGGAAGGCUCAGAUUUUAUACCAAGCUCUUUGGCUGCUAACAGCAGAGAACGUUUGUUGGGAUCCUUGUGCCACUGAGGGGAGGCACGUGGGCGCACACUUCCACAAGUUGGCAGGACUGCCCUCAGGCGGAGACGAGGAGGCAAGUGCCCGUCCUGUCCGCCCCACGAAGGGGAUAGAGAGAGAGGAAGCCACUGCGUGGCUUAUUCCAGCAGGAGAUGAUGAUACUUGAGUAAUUUUUAAAAAAGAGUUUAGAACUGAGAGACUGUCACCUCACCCGGGAGCCCCAUGUGUCCCACAUUUUGUUCAGUACUGAAAAUUACCACCCAGACAAGUGGAAAAAGGCGAGUCCCUCUCACUCCGAGAGUCUCUGGUUAACAAGCGCACAAAGCUGCUUUGACAUUCCAAUCUGGCAGGACCUUUCCUUUGUAAGAAAUCUUACUGUUCAGUUUUAUAAACUCCCUUUUCACCCAAAGUUCUAGCUUCUUGGUCAUCAGGCCUUCCAGAAAACACUGAAGGAUCUACCCAAAUGGUUUCAAAUCAAGGGCCUAGCUAAAUUGGAUGCAGCCAGAGAUAGGCAACUAAAACUAUUUUGUCAACAAUGUAUGGACUGAGGAUUCUGAGGAAAAUGCCACCAUUAAAACCCUGGAUCUUG
This is a messenger RNA of Dipodomys ordii (Ord's kangaroo rat), 3385 nucleotides long. It is a transcript of the gene Gatb, whose product is annotated as glutamyl-tRNA(Gln) amidotransferase, subunit B. The record is from RefSeq and is a predicted model, not a curated record. Gene Ontology annotation, molecular function: glutaminyl-tRNA synthase (glutamine-hydrolyzing) activity. The transcript has 13 exons. NCBI's taxonomy places the organism in Eukaryota, Metazoa, Chordata, Mammalia, Rodentia, Heteromyidae. Gene Ontology annotation, biological process: glutaminyl-tRNAGln biosynthesis via transamidation; mitochondrial translation. Bases 20 to 1693 code for a protein of 557 amino acids.